Messenger RNA from Penicillium mononematosum, 366 nucleotides. RefSeq lists its product as uncharacterized. The transcript is spliced from 2 exons. The record is from RefSeq and is a predicted model, not a curated record. The annotation marks the transcript as partial. Lineage: Eukaryota; Fungi; Ascomycota; Eurotiomycetes; Eurotiales; Aspergillaceae.
GUACUAGGACUACAUAUUUCUCUGGAACGGAACAUACAAUACCUUGUAAUACCCAUACCAUACAUCGACUCACGUAAUACGUUUCCCACUUCCCCUCUCUCUUCAUCUCGCGAGAUUUCCAAUUCUUCAUUUUCUUCUUUUCCCCUCCUACCUUCCCCUCCCUUUUCUUAUUGUUCGAAGAUCUCGGUUUCAAUUUUCUGUUUCAGUUAUCGGGAGUUCUGCUUUUCCUCCCUUGUUGCCGAUUACUCUUUUUUUGCCUCGCGCAUUUCCAGUGUUUUCCCAGCCUUUCACGCCCGUCUCUUUGCUUGGCUUCGUUACGACUUGAUCUCACGCCGGUCUUUCCUUAACGACUCCACGAAGUUCUAG